Messenger RNA from Phaeodactylum tricornutum CCAP 1055/1, 1354 nucleotides. RefSeq lists its product with no specific name. The transcript has 3 exons. NCBI's taxonomy places the organism in Eukaryota, Bacillariophyta, Bacillariophyceae, Surirellales, Neidiaceae. Bases 42 to 1253 code for a protein of 403 amino acids. The record is from RefSeq and is a predicted model, not a curated record.
CGACGAGCCGACCCACUGACUGUGAAAUGUACUGAUAGUGAAUGGUAGUAAGGGAUUGGUCUUUGCAAAGUAUGGUUUCGAAGCGUCAAAUCCUCACCCGUCUGGGUUGCUGCGUCCUCGCCAUGGUCUCGUUGGUAGACGCGUUUUCAUCAGCGGUCAACGACAGGCUCACUAGCGCGCCACGAGGCUUCCGAACGAACGCAGGCCCACUCUUUAUGGCUCCAAAGACAAUGGAUUUGGAGGAACUAAAGCUACAGCUUAUUGAAUAUUUAGCGAAACGCAAGGAUGUGGGUGCCGAUGAGAAAGCAAAAGAAGAUGUUGGAAAGGUAAUCGGAGGUUCAAAAGGUAACGCGGUUUUGGAAUUUGUCAGCCUCGCACCGAACAAGGGACAAGUCAUAGAAACGCCUUCCAAUGCAUUGGACUAUGACGAGCUGACUAAAUACGGGUACGGGCAUCUUGUAACUCCAAUAAUGAAUGCCGGAGGACGUUUAGAAAUGUACAAGCUUCUUGGGAUCGACGCACCCGCAGUCAAACGCCCCCCUCCACCUCCCGAAGCACCAAAAUUGGUAGUUGAUCGCAUUGGCGAAAACGACAAAGCGAGAUAUUCUGGAUUGAGAAUGGGACUACUAAAUGAUGACGCCAUGGCCGAAGCCCUACAGGAAGCUCAACGCAAGAAAAGGUCAGGCGAGCCUUUGCGAUCGGCACUGGUCGAAGAAGGAUUUGUGCGCCCCUUUGCUGACAAACGAAACGUUAGCCCGAAAUCGACACCUGAGUGGACCCCGGAGCGGAUCGACGAAGAGACAAAACGACAAGGCCGUUCAAAUGAUUGGGCGCGCAGAGCCCGAGAAGGACAGUUCGUUAGGGACCCAAUGGAAUCGUUAGACCUGAACUUUCAGCAGCGAGUUUUUUCGAUCUUUUCCGCUCUUCUGGUGAGCACGGCAUUUGGGCGAUCGACACCAAUAUUUUUGUCGCAAUACCUUGGGGACAGUACAGCAAAACUCUCUGUUCUCUCCUUUUUAAGCGCAUUGCAAGCGCCUGCUGGGGCAUUUGUUCUGGCUUCAAUCGGUUCCAGCAUUUUCUGCGUUGUCUCAUCGAAGUCGAAAAACCGAAGUGCGAUAGUAUGGUUUAUCAAGGGCCUUUUGGGUGGCCCUUUAACAGUUGGACAGCUCCGCGAGCUAGAUUCACUAUUAACGCAGGGGGAGCAGGAUAUCGUGAACAGGGAACAGGCGGAGCAAGAUCUGCGGGCAAAAUAGAGAACACGUCGUGACUAUCAUGCCGACGGACAUUCAGCUUGCCCGUCGUAUUCUUGGCUUCUGCUUUUAAAGUUUUACAAAAUAGAUAUCUCUUGAUACGA